ACACACACACACUCAUACACACACACACACACACACACACACAUACACACACAUUAAACCCAAUGAGUUCUUGGAAUGUUCCUCCGAGAGUUUGACUCCCCAUUUUAAGAACAAAACUUAACAUAAAUGAACAGCAUCCAAGACAAGUUCAAGACUGUUUGCUGCUCCUUCGCUCAGCAUGAAGAAUACUGCACAACUCUGUCUGGCAGUCUUGCCGUGGCUUCUGUUCCUCUUCACUUCCAAAGGGAUUUGUAACCAGAGAGUGCAUUGCCAGUGGGGGCCUUAUGGAGAUUGGUCAGAGUGUGAUGGCUGCACCAAAACACAGACAAGAAGCCGACCCAUGGCUGUCUAUGCUCAGUUUGGAGGGAACCCUUGCGGAGGGGAGCGAACGGAGACCAGACCCUGUGAAACUACAAAAGGCUGUCCUUUAGAGGAUGGAUGUGGAAACAGGUUUCACUGCCGAUCAGGGAAAUGUGUUAGCCAGUCUCUGGUGUGUAACGGAGAUCAGGACUGUGAGGAAGAUGGAGAAGAUGAACGAGCCUGUAACCCACAGCAACAAUUCAUUGUAUGUACAGAUGCAGCUCUCCCACCUAACAUAGAACUCCUAGGACAAGGGUAUGAUGUGGUGACAGGAAAGAGGAGGGCCAGUGUCAUCAACACAAAGAGCUUUGGGGGUCAGUGUCGCACCAUAUACAGCGGCGUCAACAAUAAUAUCUACCGACUGCCCCUAAGUACUCUCCAGUACAACUUUAUGGUUAAAGUUAAGAAAGAUUUCAGCGAUGAGAUGUUCACCAGUAAAUGGCACUAUGCAAAGGACAUUGUCAACAGACAGACAGUGCACGGGACCACAACAGGACAUCACAACUAUGACUUCCAUAAGAUACAUGACACAACUAAGAUAUACAGGAUUUUGGUUUUAAAGAAUGACAUAGAGGUCGCUCAAUUCCAGAGUAACUCUCCUCAGUACCUCCCAAUAUCUGAGGAGUUCUGGAAGGCACUGGCCAAACUCCCAUCUGUGUACGACUACGGUGCUUACAGGAAGGUUUUGGAAAGGUUUGGAACACACUACUUGUCUGAAGGAAGCCUCGGAGGCUCCUUCAAAGUUGUCGCCAGGGUUGAUGAAGAAACUGAAAAACAAAUGGAAAGUGAAAUCGAGAGCCAUCAUGAAUGUUCAGAGACUAUAAGGUUUUUCCUGAUAUUCCCCAUCUCUGUUGUGAAGUGCAAGAAUUAUGAUAGGCCUAAUUAUAGGCCACCAUCCACAGAUAUUAAGAGGGGCAAUAGUGCAGAUAGAGUGGACAUAGCUGGAGGAGCCCCCGCACAUAUAGCAGCACUGGAGACCAUGCAGCCUGAUACUCUGGACAAGAACUGGGAAAUGUAUUCAAACUGGGCUGACUCUAUUCGAUCAUUUCCAAAGGUUACCAAACAAAAGCUGCGGCCGCUGUCAGAGCUGGUGAAGGAGGUUCAGUGUGCUGGGGUGAAGAAACUUUACCUUCGCAGAGCCAUAGAGCAGUACAUUGGUGAGAGUGACCCCUGCCACUGUCAGCCCUGCAGAAACAAUGGCUUGGCUGUCAUGGAUGGAGAUGUAUGCAUAUGCAUCUGUAAGCAUGGAACAUCAGGACCGGCUUGUGAGCAGGGAAGUGAAAUAGAGGGUCAGCAGGGAGUGAUUCAUGGUAGUUGGACUUGUUGGUCUUCCUGGUCAGCAUGUUCUGGGAAUCGGAGGUCGCGACAACGUUCCUGCUCUAAUCCUGCUCCUCAGAAUGGGGGACAGAGCUGCAUCGGAGAGUCCACUGAGACAUCUGACUGUGAAGACCAAGACAUACAAUACUUAAAAACCAUGGAGCCUCAGUGUUUUGACUGGACUCUCCCACCAAGUCAGAAGUGUGGAGACCCUCCUGCUCUAGUCAAUGGCUACAUUCUGGACCCUAAGGACAUUUACCUUGUGGGUAGUAGAGUUCAGUACACCUGCACUGAAGGUUUCCAUCUUCUUGGUCAGAGCACCCUUGAAUGCACCACUGAUCAAACUUGGUCUGCCAGCCCUGGUCUGUGCACAAUCUCAAGCUGCAAGAUCGGGGCCCUCGCUGAUGAUGUCAUUGCUUCUCCGUUAAAGCCGUCCUAUGGCAUAGGGGAGACAAUUACUUUGUCUUGUCCCGAGGGAAGACAGCUUCUAGGGGAAGCAACGAUUAUUUGUGAUGCCAGUCUACAUUUUUCACCAGACCCAGCAGGCAUCAAAUGCAGCCCAGACAUUUUGCUAGAACUCAUCAUUCCCUCAGUGCAAUGUAAGCAGUGGGAGAAGUCUUCGAGAGGACAAUGUGUUUGCAAAAUGCCUUUUGAGUGCGGUUCGUCUUUGGAGUUGUGUGCGACUAGUCCUGUGACCGGAAAAUCAAUCCUUCUCAGUGUGUGUAAAUUGCAUGCACUGCAGUGUAUAAAGAAGAACCACGAAAUAGCAGAGGACAGUGCCUGCAAGUGGCCAUUGCGCAGCACAACUACAGACUGUACCAACUGUCAGAUGUGGGAAACCUGCAAUGAUCAAACCAACGAGUGCCACUGUAAGGAUUCUGCAGAUUGUUUGAUCCAAGGAUCAAAUAUUUGUGUCCGUGUUGGGGAGAAUGCAACUGAAGCCACACAGACCAUGAGCGAGUGUGAAGCAGGACUACGGCGAUGUAAAGGAGAAACGGUGUCAGUUGUCAGUAUCCUGCCCUGUACUUCCUGAGGAUACAGGAGGAGAGCUGACCUUACGACCUCCCAUCUCCGCCCUCCUGCACGCAUUAAUCCUCUACUAUACAUUCCUCAUAUUUCCACUGAAUCAGUAUCUUUUAAGUCGUAAUGCAUGUAUAAAAUAGAAUAAAACUGUAUUGAACCAGCAAAUAAAUAAUAAAGCACAAGCCAUGCUUCA
Messenger RNA from Thunnus maccoyii (southern bluefin tuna), 2893 nucleotides. RefSeq names its product complement component 7a (gene c7a). The record is from RefSeq and is a predicted model, not a curated record. Gene Ontology annotation, biological process: immune response. Gene Ontology annotation, molecular function: protein binding. NCBI's taxonomy places the organism in Eukaryota, Metazoa, Chordata, Actinopteri, Scombriformes, Scombridae. Gene Ontology annotation, cellular component: membrane attack complex. The transcript has 18 exons. The coding region runs from base 179 to 2710 and encodes 843 amino acids.